Messenger RNA from Colletotrichum acutatum, 867 nucleotides. RefSeq lists its product as uncharacterized. Lineage: Eukaryota; Fungi; Ascomycota; Sordariomycetes; Glomerellales; Glomerellaceae. The record is from RefSeq and is a predicted model, not a curated record. The transcript has a single exon. Bases 315 to 710 code for a protein of 131 amino acids.
GACGGGGAAGGGGUAGAGGCCCUAGGUGCAAAGGAGCGGCGUUAGCGGGGGUGGUCCGGCGUGUCUCGGUCGACCAGAGGUAACUCGGGCACCAGGCACAAGUGGCAUAAGUGAACUUACCUUGGGGAUAGCCAAGUCGCGGAAGUUUAGAGAGACGGCUUCGAUUUGCACGAGGACGUCGUAGUCGCCCAGCUGUGGUAGAGGCACAUCCUUCUUGAGCUCGAGGGUGUCCCAGUUGCUGCUGUCCUUGCCGAUGCCGGUGAUGGACCAGGCGUUGGUUGAUGUUGGUGCCAUGAUGAGUGUUUGUAUGUGUGAUGAUCAGUCUAGGGCGAUAUUGUCCGAAUAACCUUUUAGAUUCUUCAACAAAAGAUGUCAGGGUCUUGCUUCGCAAACUUAGUCUUUAUGUAUCAUCGAUCCCAGAAAAAGAUUUCAAAGCAAUCGUGGGGUUUUCGAAGCUCCGAAGCUUCGAAGAGCGUCGACAUGACGCAAUGUCCACUUAUACCGUCAUAUCGGGUCCGGCAAUGCGACCUUCUUUCGCUCUGGAUUCCACUGACUCGAACGUUUUGAACCGUCGACACCCCAGCUUAGGAGCUAUAACCCCCCUGGCCGUGUCCAUUGACUUUCCGCCGCUAUUCCGCUUUUUGCCCCGGAGCCGCUCGGCAUUCACGCCAAUUGCCAGAUGCAAGCCAGUAUCCCCGGGUGCAGCUUAACCAGUUGGCAGUGGCAUACGGCGGCCAUUUGAUCUGUCCCCCGAUGGCCAACCCACCAAAAUGGCAUUCAGAGUGGCAUGAGAACCCAACGAUUGGAUCAUGUAUGCGUUGGACGGGCGUCGUGUUAUUUCUCCCGCGUCCACUGAUUUAGAAGCCC